AUGGUACCUCUGCCACCUUUUCCUCGCCUUGCAGUAGAUUCCACUCAGACCAGGUGGCAUCCUCCACCACAUGGAAUGGUGAAAAUUAACUGCGAUGGGGCUACAUUCAGAAAUCAAAAAAAGUCCGGUGUUGGUGUGGUGAUCCAAGACGACAACAGCAUGGUUUUGGUGUCAAUGUCCAAGCAAUUACCACAGCUAUACUCGGCUUUGGAGGUGGAGGCAAUGGCUGCUUCAACAGCACUGUCGUUUGCAUCUCGGCUGGGUUUUCAUUGGGCUAUCUUGGAGUCUGAUUCACUCACAUUGGCCACGACACUGAGGAAUAACAGCACCUUCCUUUCCCUGGAUGGUUUGCUAAUGGAGGAUAUUAAGUUUCAUGCUACUUCUUUUAUUCAAUUACGCUAUUCUCAUGUAAAAAGAGAGGGUAAUAAAGUUGCGCAUAAGCUAGCUAGACAUGCUCUUUAUAUUUUAGAUUUUUCGGUAUGGAUGGAGGAUGUUCCACCACCCUUACUUCCUAUAGUCCUAGAGGACAUUGCUAGAUUUUCUUAA
This is a messenger RNA of Quercus robur (English oak), 546 nucleotides long. RefSeq lists its product as uncharacterized. The record is from RefSeq and is a predicted model, not a curated record. The transcript has a single exon. The coding region runs from base 1 to 546 and encodes 181 amino acids. Lineage: Eukaryota; Viridiplantae; Streptophyta; Magnoliopsida; Fagales; Fagaceae. Gene Ontology annotation, molecular function: RNA-DNA hybrid ribonuclease activity; nucleic acid binding.